Messenger RNA from Perca fluviatilis (European perch), 1636 nucleotides. RefSeq names its product RNA polymerase II, I and III subunit F (gene polr2f). NCBI's taxonomy places the organism in Eukaryota, Metazoa, Chordata, Actinopteri, Perciformes, Percidae. Gene Ontology annotation, molecular function: DNA binding; DNA-directed RNA polymerase activity. Gene Ontology annotation, cellular component: RNA polymerase I complex; nucleus; RNA polymerase II, core complex. The record is from RefSeq and is a predicted model, not a curated record. Gene Ontology annotation, biological process: DNA-templated transcription. The transcript is spliced from 5 exons. The coding region runs from base 135 to 518 and encodes 127 amino acids.
CCAACGGACCAAGCUCCCGGAAGUUGAAAGUUCUUACCGUUCAUGUGGGUUCACGUUCAUGUUGACAACAAAAAGUGUCUCUGAACAUUUAGACAUUAACAAUAAGGAUUCACUAACGAGCUUCAAAAUAAAACAUGUCCGACAACGAAGAUAACUUCGACGACGGAGAUUUUGAUGAUGCCGAAGAGGAUGAGGGAUUAGAUGACCUGGAAAACGCGGACGAUGAGGACCAGGAGAACGUGCAGAUCCUACCCGCAGGAGAGGGCCAGCAGGCCAACCAGAAGAGGAUCACAACACCUUACAUGACCAAAUAUGAGAGAGCCAGAGUGCUUGGGACACGAGCUCUCCAGAUAGCGAUGUGCGCUCCAGUCAUGGUGGAGCUGGAGGGAGAAACAGACCCCCUGCAAAUAGCUAUGAAAGAGCUCAAGGGCAGAAAGAUCCCCAUCAUCAUCCGCAGGUACCUUCCCGAUGGUAGUUAUGAGGACUGGGGCUGUGACGAGCUCAUCAUAACUGACUAACUGACUAAACAAUAUGCUGGUCCACACCCACCAUCGCAUCAGGUCAGUCAGCUACACAAACCCAGAAGAUUCCUAAGGCGAUGCGAGCAUCACCCACCUGUUCAUGCCUCAAUAUGAUCCACAAACAUCCAUCACAUCAGGCAACUCUGUGAGCCGGUGAAAUAGGAAUACAUGAAAUGUACCAAACGGACACUAGAAGACUCAUGAAAACCAUAACAGUGUGUUGCUUGCAGGUGUACUGUAACAUCCUGUGAUCUGACUUGUUAUAUUCUCAAUCUUUUUGUUGUCAUACCACAAAACUCAGUUAAAAUCUAAGUUUAGAGGACAAAUCCGGAGCUAAAUGAACCUAGGGGUUAAUUCAAUUUGUGUACCAAGGCGAACGUUCUCUGAGAUAUGUUUUCAUGCUGAUCAAAUGUGACCAGUUUCAUCGUAAACCACUUAUUAGCUUAUAACGCUAGUCAUAUACAUAUACAGGCGGGCGCCAUCUUGGGAAAACAGCCAUGACCAGUCGAAUGACAAACGCCACGCAACCAGUAACAUAGCUCAAGCACGGCGUUCGUCGUGACUGUUUUGCCAAGAUGGCGAUUGCCUGUAUACUCGAAGGUAAUGUCUUUAUAAACUAUCUUUUUAAUAAACUGUCUGUACACUUACAAAGUUCUCAAUGCUCCGGUUUACAUUGUAUGUUUACAUUAUGCUACAGUUGAAGUGUGGUGAUAUUUUGAGCCUUGUUAGUGGUGUAGAAAUAGAGAUUUCUUUUUACUUUACCCUUACCCCGACGACUAGCGUUAUAAGCUAAUUAGCGGUUUGGGCUAAAACUGGUCACAUUCAAUUAGCAUGAAAACAUAUCCCAGAGAACGGUCGACUCGGUACACAUGUUAUUAAUCCCUAGGUUCAUUUUGCGCCGGAAUUGUCCUAAUCUACAGUACUUCUUUUACUUCUGUACUAGUUGCAUUAUAAUUAAGAGCCACAAGGGGGAAAUGUAACUUAAGUCAAACAUUUGCUUUGUUUUACAAAAUAAUCCUGUGUUGUAAUUAUUCAAUAUGUUGUUUGGAAGGAGAGAGAUGAUUAGUGUCAAAGAACUGUUUUAUUGUUAUUAAUAAACUCUUUUGUAUAAAUGA